UGCCCGGUUAUGGUAUGAAUCAUAAUUUCUGGAAGAGGAGUGCAGUGGUGUGGUUUUUCGUUCAGUAGAAAGUGGAAAGUUUUGUCUUAAAGGAUAUAUUCGAAAAACCGGAACGAUCACAUUCCUGUUACCAAGUUCUGUUUGAGCACACCAGGUGUUUAUUUGGUUUGAUAAUAGCUCUACAGUCGAAGAUGGACCGUCGUGAGCAGCAAGUGCAGCAAAUUCCUCUACAGCGUCUGAAUACGCGCGAGGAAAAUCGAAGGCGCGCUGAGCUACGGUUGAUAUUCGAUAAGUACGAUACCAAUCGUAACGGUUAUAUAUGUGUUGGAGAACUCAAGCAUAUGAUAGAGGAAAAAAAAUGUCCAGAUAUAAAUCAAAACGUGGUGAAAGCUUUGCUCAAAACAUCGGAUGAAAAUAAUGAUGAUCAUUUAGAUUUUGAGGAAUUUUACAAACUCAGUAUACAACACCCAUACCUUUUUCGUGAUAUAUGCGUCAAGUACUGCCGGCUAGUCGUACCCAAUCGCAAUCCGAAUGCAGUAACUGGAGAUGAAAUAGAUGGCGAAUAUGAACAAAACAUGAAAUUGUGGCCUCCACCGUUAAUGAUGAUAGUUUUUUCUAUUAUGGAGAUAAUUUUCUUCGUCGUUGAUAUCUUCCAUACACAAGAUAAAAACGGCACGAGCACCAGUGGACCGAUGGCUACCUUAUUUAUUUACAACCCCAACCAAAGGGAGGAGGUUUGGCGAUUUCUAACCUACAUGUUUGUUCACAUUGGUAUAAUGCAUCUGGUUAUGAACCUUCUGAUCCAAAUAUUUUUGGGUAUCGCACUGGAAUUGGUACACUGUUGGUGGCGUGUGGCAUUAGUUUACCUGGCAGGAGUUAUCGCUGGUUCAAUGGGUACUUCCAUAUUUACUCCGCGGGUUUUUCUUGCUGGAGCAUCCGGAGGUGUCUAUGCACUUAUCACAGCCCACAUCGCGACUAUCAUUAUGAACUGGAAGCAAAUGGAGUUUGCAAUCGUGCAACUGUUUCUUUUUCUAAUCUUUUGCGCAACCGACCUAGGAGUUUCGAUUUACAACAGCAUCAACGAUCCAUUGGACAAAGUUGGCUAUGUAGCACAUGCCAGUGGUGCAUUGGCCGGAUUUCUCGUCGGCAUCGGUGUGCUGCGUAACCUGAAGGUAGUGCCUUGGGAGCGUAAGCUGUGGUGGUGUGCUGUGACGGUGUACUUUAUGCUGAUGGUCGCUGGCAUAAUGUACCAUUUCUUGAAUCCUGCACAUUUCUAUUAAGGAAAUAUCGGACCACAACGUAUUUCUACCGAUAUUAAAUAUCGGUGUCUCCAUCGUGGGGCUUCCUAUGGACUUUCGUAUUACGAAAAAUUUACAUAUAUUUUCAAAAUUCCACAAUUUUACAAAAUUACAAAAAGUGUCUUUCAUUCGCCGUUGUUUUGAAGCCAAAUGUUUUAUAAUAUUCUUAUUUAAAUGAAACAUGAUCGUGCCUUUUCAUCUUACGAACAUUUUUUACAAGUUCAAUUUUUAAACAUUGUUAUAACCAUAAUCGAUCGCACAAACGAUGUACCCAUUUGCAAACACAAAGCAAUGUUUUAUUUUUAACUUUUUCGUACUUAUACAUUGUUAAAAAAGAAAAAUUAUAGAAAUGUAUACAGAAUAAAUUUUACAGUUAUUACUUCA
Molecule: messenger RNA, 1682 nt
Organism: Anopheles coustani
Lineage: Eukaryota; Metazoa; Arthropoda; Insecta; Diptera; Culicidae
Gene: rho-4
Product: protein rhomboid
Exons: 6
Coding region: 192-1280 (362 amino acids)
Cellular component (GO): membrane
Molecular function (GO): calcium ion binding; serine-type endopeptidase activity
Source: RefSeq, a predicted model, not a curated record